AUGUACGCACGCCAGUUUGCCUUGCUGGCUCUGCUCUGCCCGGCUGCCUUGUCAUCAUCUGCCGUGGCAGCCCCGCAGGAUGGUGAUGGUGAUGGUGUUUUUGGCGGUGGUCAGCACGUAAUCGCCGACCCGGAGCCGGCCGACUUCAGCUGUGACCUCCCCGAGCCCCUGGCUCCGUCCGGCGAUGGCCUCCCAUCCGCCGACGACUUGUUCGGCUCCCAUGAUGCUCUCCUGAAGCAGGUGAAGCGACACGCGGCCCUUGUCAAGGUGCCGUCCAUUUGCUAUGAUGAUCUGGGCGACUUUGACAAGGAUGAGCGCUGGGCGCCCUUCUACACUUUCCAUGAGGUCCUUGCCGAGACAUUCCCCCUGAUCCAUUCUCACUUCACGAUUGAGAAGGUCAAUACCUUCGGACUCGUCUACACCCUCAAAGGGAGUGAUAGCUCACUUAAGCCUCUCAUGCUCACUGCCCACCAGGAUGUGGUGCCGGUUGCUGACCCAACUACAUGGACAUAUCCUCCAUUCUCUGCCCAUUUUGACGGAACUUGGCUGUGGGGAAGAGGUGCCUCAGACGAUAAGAAUAGCAUGACCGGUCUCCUAUCCGCCGUAGAAGGGCUUCUGGCUGAGGGCUUCACACCCAAACGGACUAUCCUUCUCGCCUUCGGCUUCGACGAAGAAUGCAGUGGCAGAAGGGGCGCAGGCUCCAUCGCCCGCCACCUGGAGGCCAUCUACGGCAACGACAGCAUCGCGAUCAUCCUGGACGAGGGCGGCAUGGGCCUGCAGCUGCUCGACGGCGACGCGCUCUACGCCCUGCCCGCCGUCAUGGAGAAGGGCCACGUCGACGUCUGGUUCGAGCUGCACGUCGUCGGCGGGCACAGCUCCGUGCCGUUCCCGCACACGGGCAUCGGCAUCGUCUCCGAGAUCGUCGCCGCGCUCGAGUCCCGCCCGUACGAGCCGCUGCUCACAAAGGGCAGCCCCAUCUACAACCACUUCGUGUGCCAGGCGCGCUACAGCCCCGACGCCGAGCCGAAGAUCACGAAGCUCCUGAAGGAGGGCGACCUGAAGGCGCUAACGGACGAGCUGGUCAGUAUCGAUCGUCCUACACAUUUCCGGCUGCAGACUAGCCAGUCGGUGGAUUAUAUCAGCGGAGGGCAGAAGAUCAAUGCCAUGCCUGAAGUCAUCAAGCUUGGAGUUAAUUACCGCGUGGCGCCGCAGAAUUCUAUCCCUGAGAUUCAGCAUAACAUUGUCAAGUACAUCCAGCCCAUCGUCGAGAAGUAUCGCCUAACAGUGAAGCCGUUCGAAGGAGACAAGGGCUACGAGGACUACAAGUCGGUGUACGAGAGUGCUAGCAUUGAGGCUCUGGAGGACGGUGUGAAGCCGUUUUAUGAGGUUGAUUACAAUGGCACUCUGGUUCUCACGUCAAGCCAGCAAACACUCGUUGCGCCCGUGUCCCCGACUUCUGGUGCUGUGUGGGAUGUCUUCUCCGGAACGAUCCAGCAUUCGUUCGCGUUUGAGGGAGGCAAGGUUAUCCCAACCGGAGAACUGAUGACUGGAAAUACUGACACCCGUCAUUAUCUUGGUUUGACACGUAAUGUUUAUCGAUGGACGCCAACAAGACAGGGCGGCAGUGAUGGUGUGCAUACCAUUAACGAGCGUAUCAACAUGACAGUUCACAUGGAGGCUGUGAGGUUCUAUUACAACUUGGUGAGAAACUUUGACGCUUCUGAUGCCUGA
Messenger RNA from Phaeoacremonium minimum UCRPA7, 1731 nucleotides. Its product is annotated as putative peptidase family m20 m25 m40 protein. Gene Ontology annotation, cellular component: fungal-type vacuole lumen. The record is from RefSeq and is a predicted model, not a curated record. The coding region runs from base 1 to 1731 and encodes 576 amino acids. Lineage: Eukaryota; Fungi; Ascomycota; Sordariomycetes; Togniniales; Togniniaceae. Gene Ontology annotation, molecular function: metallocarboxypeptidase activity. The transcript is spliced from 3 exons.